Messenger RNA from Drosophila ananassae, 995 nucleotides. Its product is annotated as allergen Tab y 5.0101. The coding region runs from base 26 to 814 and encodes 262 amino acids. NCBI's taxonomy places the organism in Eukaryota, Metazoa, Arthropoda, Insecta, Diptera, Drosophilidae. The transcript is spliced from 3 exons. The record is from RefSeq and is a predicted model, not a curated record.
AAGUCAUUCUUCAUUCUUCGCCGCAAUGCAACGUUACAUUUUAAUAUUGUUUUGUGCUUGCUUUUUAAGCCAAGCUCUGUCUAAAAGGUUGGAAUACUGCAUAACGCCCUAUUGUGGUUACCGAAACAUAGCCUGCAAUAAUAAUAUUUCCUUCAGCGCUUGCCCCAAAGAAGUAGCAGUUGUGAAGAUGCAAAAAUAUAUCAGCUAUUUCAGCGACACCAUUAACGUGGUGCGUAAUAAAGUGGCCACUGGAAAAUUCCGAAAUCUUCCAAAGGCUGCGAGGAUGGCAAGGGUGGUUUGGUCCAACGAACUGGCCUGGUUCGCGAAGUUGAUGUUGUCCAAUUGCGAAAGCAACCUACACCAAUGCAUGAGUUCCCCCAAUUUUUAUUAUAUUGGCAGCAUAAAUCAACGAAUUGUAGUCGAACAUCCCAUAACCGAUACAAAAUAUGCCACUUUAUCGAAUACAUUGAAUGGCUGGUUAGUUAAUGUAAAGGGCAUUUCCAGACGAAUGACUCUAAAAUUGCCCCGUGCGAUAAAAACCGCGUCCGCCUUGAACGCAGCUCUGCUGAUCAGUGAACGUCUUACACACUUUGGAUGUGCCUCGGUUAUCUACAAACUGUCUAAUAAAAGGAUCUAUAGUUUUAUCUGUACCUUUUCCACAGACAUUUUUCCCGGCCAAGGACUUUAUAAAUGGGGCGCCGAUGCGGGCAGCCUAUGCAAACAUAGGGAUAAGCGCUUCAAAGGAUUAUGUUCCAUACAGGAGAAAUAUUCAAACAACAAACCAUCACCAUUAGGUGGCAACAUGUUCCUUUAGUAUAGAGAAAUGUUCUGCAUUACUUAAAGAAAGAAGGAAAAGUUGAAACAUUCUAAUAGAUGCAGUGGUAGAUUUUUUAUAAGAUAUAUAUAAGAUAGGAUAUAAAUCGCAAAUGCCGAUCUUUUUAGGAAAUGUAUUGUACUUUAAAAACUUUACAAUAAAUAUUUUCCUUAUAAUAUAU